GGUCGCUUCUCAGUAGUCGGGCCUGUCUAUAAAUACCAUGAUGUCAGAGUAGAUAGAAAGCUGGGAAGGAGGCUGGAGGGCGAUCCAACGUCCCAUUGCCGGAGUGCAGGCGCCCAAAGGGAAGGGAAGCUUCAUCUGGACCAUUCAUCGGCCGACUGAUUACCUAAAUCUAGGAAGAGGAAGAGAUGGGUGUUGAAUUUCAGCCUAGGGACUAUGACAAGACUGGAAAAGAAACCAGUGCAACUUGGCCUCCACCUUUGGUGUUGGGUCUACAACCAGCCGCCUUGGUUGACCACGUAGCUAAAGUUGAUUUGUCCCUCCUUUCUCAAAUCCCCGGCAAGCCUGGUGGCUCCUUUCCUGUUACUGCUGAGGAACUGAAGUGUAUCUUGAGUGAGGUAAACACCCAUAUUCUUUCCUCUCAUGACAAUUCAUCUUCUUCGAAAACCAUGGCUGGAGGCAGUGUUGCAAACACUAUUAGAGGCCUUGCUGCUGGCUUCGGGGUAAAUUGUGGAAUAAUUGGGGCUUGUGGUGAUGAUGAAGAAGGCAGAUUGUUUAGGACUAAUAUGAGCUCUUACAAAGUUGAUUUGUCCAGAUUGAGAUUGAAGAGUGGUCCAACAGCUCAGUGUGUUUGCUUGGUUGAUGAACGUGGCAAUCGCACAAUGAGGCCAUGCCUCUCUGAUGCUGUGAAAGUUAAGGCAAAUGAACUUAAAAAAGAAGAUUUCAGAGGCUCCAAGUGGUUGGUCGUGAGAUAUGCCAUAUUUAAUUUGGACAUCAUUCAGGCAGCUAUCCAAAUGGCUAAGGAAGAAGGUCUUUCUGUUUCCUUGGAUCUAGCCAGUUUUGAGAUGGUACGGAAUUUUAGGUUACCACUUCUGCAGUUACUAGAGUCAAGGAACAUAGAUCUAUGCUUCGCCAAUGAGGAUGAAGCAAUUGAACUACUAAGGGGUGAAGAGGAUGCCAAUUAUGAGGUAGCCCUUGAAUUUUUGUCAAAAUACUGCAAAUGGGCUGUGGUGACAUUGGGUUCAAGUGGAUGCCUAGCUAAGAAUGGAAAAGAGGUUGUGCGAGUACCAGCAACCGGGAAGAAAGAGGCAAUUGAUGCCACCGGAGCUGGAGACCUCUUUGCGGGCGGAUUUUUGUACGGACUGAUGAAGGGACUAUCACUGGAGGAAUGUUGCAAAAUAGGCUCAUGUAGUGGUGGGUCUGUGAUCCGUUCUCUCGGGGGUGAGGUAACACGAGAAAAUUGGCAGUGGAUGUACAAACAGAUGCAAAAGAAGGGACUUCCAGUCCCAGAUUCGGCAAAUUCAGACUCCUAACGGAGUUGAAGAUUAUUGGUAUUGCUGUUAGAUGAUUCUUUACUUGGCCAUCAUGUUUAAGGAAAGGCCCUCUUAAUGUUUUUUUUUUUUUAUUUAUCAACCACUCUUUUCAUUGGAAAGUUGUAGAAAGUUUUAAUCCUAUGUUACGCAUAAUGCCAUUGUUUAAGCAAUCUAUAGUUUCUUGUUUGUACUGGUUUCAACUCAAUUUAUUGAAUUGUGACUGGAUGGCACUCCAAAAGUUGGGAGUACCAUACUUGCUUAA
Molecule: messenger RNA, 1572 nt
Organism: Coffea eugenioides
Lineage: Eukaryota; Viridiplantae; Streptophyta; Magnoliopsida; Gentianales; Rubiaceae
Exons: 8
Coding region: 186-1310 (374 amino acids)
Source: RefSeq, a predicted model, not a curated record